AUGUCCUAUAACUACGGUCCUCCUCCACCGGCUCCUCCGCCGGCACCACCGAGCAGUGCCCCGGCUGGCUAUCCCUCGUACGGUCCUCCUCGCGGUGGUCACAGCGGCAGAGGCCGAGGCGGCCACGAUCGGGGUGGGUAUCACCAACCGCAUCCCGGCUACAACUACGGCCAGCAACCCGCCUACGGACCUCAGGCUUCAGCUCCCUACCCCGGUCCUCCUGCCCAGCCCGGCUACCCCCAGCCGCCGCAGCAGUCGUGGCACCCCGAGCAUGGACAACAGCACCCACCCCAAGGUGCACCGCACGCCCCGCUGCCGGCCCAGAACUACCAUCCCAACUACGCCCCUCAGAUUUACCAGCAACCACCGGCAUAUGGCGGUCAGCCUUCAUACCAAACCCCUCCUCAGCCGCCGUAUAGCCAGCCCUAUCCUGCUCCGUCGCCUCACAGCGGUCCUCCCUCUCAGCAGUGGGGUGCUCAUCCUCCGCCCACGGCUCACGGAGCAUACGGUGGCGGACGUGGUGGGCGUGGUGGUUACAAUGACCGAGGCGGUCCAAAGGGGCAGUUGAUGGGUCCUCCGAUUCGCUUGGGAUUUGAUGGCGGCCAACCUCAGACGGGGCCCGCUCCAGUGAGCGCUCCCUAUCCGUAUGGCGCGGCCCCUGCUCCUCCUCAGGCACCAUACCCUCCUCCCUAUCAAGGCUAUCCGCCUCCGGCCCCAUACAUGCCCCCUGCGCCGUCGUUUGACGCUCACUCUGCUCACGGCCCUCGGCCUCAUGGCCGCGCCGGUUUCAACCAUAGCAAGUCUCGGUCUCAUUUUGGUGGCGACAAGAAUCGAGGUCGCAACCAUAGUCAGAAUCAAACCAAGGGACCGACUGUUCAGACGCCUGCUACCCAGCAUCAGAAGCCUGAUGCUCCUGCUCCGUCAGCUGGCAAGAAAAAGAAGCGCAAGACCAACACUCUUGGCUUGACGCCUGGCGACGACUCGGACGAAGAUGACGAGAACGAGGAACAGCGCCUCAAUGAGAUGUAUGGGGCGGACGCUCCCAAUCCCAAAUCCUCAUCUGAGAUUGCUGCGUGGAUUGCCGAGCGCCGCGCCAGGUUCCCGACCAAGAGCAGGAUUGAGGCCAAGAAAGCCGCCGCCAAGGCGCAGAACCGCGAUGUCAGCCAGAGCAAGAGCAGCGCCCUGGAGCAACGGGCCGAGAAGCUCCGCAAGGAGCUAGAAAAGGUGGAGUCGAGCAUCAAGCGAAAGCGCGAGCAGCAGGAUGAAGGCGACGAGAUGAGGGAUAUUGACGUGAGCCCGUCGAGCGAUGUCAAGUCGGAUGACGAGAAGCCUGAAGUCAUGUCGACUCGUCAGGAGACCAACAAUGUCCCUCCUCCGCCGAGAAAAGCGGAUCCGACCAAGCAUUGCAAGUAUUUCUCGACCGGAGGCACGUGUGGCAAGCGGGGCAAGUGCCGCUUCGUCCACGACCCCGCCGUCCGCGAAGCCGCACUUAAAGCGCGCGAGCUGAACGGCGGCCGCAUGACUCUGGAGCAACGCCUCCUGUUGAAUGACAAGGACCAAGAAGACCUCGCUAUCGUGGAAACCCUCAAGUACCUCCAGGACAAGGGCGUCCUGCCCAAGAAGACUUCGGAAGCCGCGGCAUCAGACGAGCACGCGAGCGCCGAGGUUUCCCCCGUUCCGGCACCCGGGGAAUCCAGCAAUGGCCAUGGCCUGCCGCCCAUACCCCCUGCCCCUGCCUCCUCGGACGGCAGCAACGACAACAGCACAAGCAAGUACUCUGGCUGGAACCUGAGCGGCUUUGGGAACACGGGCGUCAGGUCGAGCGAGUAG
Messenger RNA from Parathielavia appendiculata, 1830 nucleotides. RefSeq lists its product as uncharacterized. The record is from RefSeq and is a predicted model, not a curated record. Gene Ontology annotation, cellular component: nucleus. The transcript has 2 exons. The coding region runs from base 1 to 1830 and encodes 609 amino acids. Gene Ontology annotation, biological process: box C/D snoRNP assembly. NCBI's taxonomy places the organism in Eukaryota, Fungi, Ascomycota, Sordariomycetes, Sordariales, Chaetomiaceae. Gene Ontology annotation, molecular function: metal ion binding.